This is a messenger RNA of Zea mays, 1571 nucleotides long. RefSeq lists its product as uncharacterized. Lineage: Eukaryota; Viridiplantae; Streptophyta; Magnoliopsida; Poales; Poaceae. The record is from RefSeq and is marked provisional. The coding region runs from base 144 to 1466 and encodes 440 amino acids. The transcript is spliced from 7 exons. Gene Ontology annotation, molecular function: pyridoxal phosphate binding; L-tyrosine:2-oxoglutarate transaminase activity. Gene Ontology annotation, biological process: biosynthetic process; L-tyrosine catabolic process.
AACCAACUCGAGUCAUCGAGUUCCACAGCUCUCGCGUCGCGCGCAGCCAAUCCCUCUCCCUCCGGCCUACACAGCCCACAACUCCCUUCUCCAUCUCUCUCUCUCUCUCUCGCCCGUGUCGCCCCCUGUUUGUGUACAACCCCAUGGCGACCCACGCCGGCGAGAACGGCAGCGGGCACGAGAACGGCGGCGGGCACGCGGAGUGGCGGUUCGCGCGGGCGGCGAAGGAGGGCGCGCUGGCCGUUGCGGGGGACAAGAUGAGCAUCCGGGCGGUGCGGUUCAAGAUCAGCGCGAGCCUGGACGCGCGCGACCCGCGGCCCGUGCUGCCGCUGGCGCACGGGGACCCCUCGGUGUUCCCGGCCUUCCGCACCGCCGCCGAGGCCGAGGACGCCGUGGCCGCCGCGCUCCGGACCGGCAAGUUCAACUGCUACCCCGCCGGCGUCGGCCUCCCCGAAGCCCGCCGUGCUCUGGCGGAGCACCUGUCGAGCGACCUUCCAUACAAGCUGUCGAGCGACGACAUCUUCGUCACCGCCGGAGGCACGCAAGCCAUCGAGGUGGUGGUCUCAGUCCUCGCGCAGCCGGGCACCAACAUACUGCUCCCGAGGCCGGGCUAUCCGAACUACGAGGCGCGCGCAGGGCUGCACAACCUGGAAGUUCGCCGGUUCAAUCUGAUCCCCGAGAGAGGGUGGGAGAUUGACAUCGACGGUCUGGAGUCGAUCGCCGACAAGAACACCACCGCCAUGGUCAUCAUAAACCCCAACAACCCUUGCGGGAGUGUCUACACCCGAGAGCAUUUGGCCAAGGUCGCGGAGGUGGCAAGGAAGCUUGGAAUACUGGUCAUCGCUGAUGAGGUGUACGGAAAUCUGGUGUUUGGGGACACCCCUUUCGUCCCCAUGGGUGUCUUUGGCCACAUUGCCCCUGUGUUGACCAUAGGAUCACUGUCCAAGAGAUGGAUAGUGCCUGGGUGGCGACUUGGUUGGGUGGCCGUAUGUGAUCCCAACAAGGUUCUGCAAGAAACCAAGAUCAUUGCAUCGAUCACAAACUUCCUUAACGUUUCAACAGAUCCGGCAACUUUUGUUCAGGGAGCGCUUCCCCAUAUUCUUAAGAACACAAAGGAAGAUUUUUUCAAGAGGAUCAUUGGUCUGCUAGCGGAAACAUCAGAGAUAUGUUUCAGCGGAAUAAAGGACAUCAAGUGCAUCACAUGCCCUCACAAGCCAGAAGGUUCCAUGUUUGUCAUGGUGAAACUAAAUUUGUAUCUUUUGGAGAGCAUCCAUGAUGAUAUUGAUUUUUGUUGCAAGCUGGCAAAAGAAGAGUCCGUGAUUUUGUGUCCAGGGAGUGUUUUGGGAAUGGAAAACUGGAUCCGUAUCACUUUCGCCAUUGAUUCAUCUUCUCUUCUUGAUGGUCUUGAGAGGCUGAAAUCUUUCUGCCAAAGGCAUAAGAAGAAGAAUUUGCUUAAUGGCCAUUAACUAUAUUCGACUUCAAAGUUGUUACCCACUUCCAUCGUUUUCCACUGUAUCAUCAACAAAAGUGUAACAUUGAAAUCCCUCAGAAGUAAUAAAGUUAAUGUUUAC